Messenger RNA from Phycodurus eques (leafy seadragon), 633 nucleotides. It is a transcript of the gene ndufb10, whose product is annotated as NADH:ubiquinone oxidoreductase subunit B10. The record is from RefSeq and is a predicted model, not a curated record. Lineage: Eukaryota; Metazoa; Chordata; Actinopteri; Syngnathiformes; Syngnathidae. The transcript has 4 exons. Bases 65 to 580 code for a protein of 171 amino acids.
UCGAGAGGCGAAGUGUCGAGGUCGAAUUGUAGGAUUUCUCCUGCAUUGAUUCAAAUAAGGCAAAAUGCCGUCCGACUUUGACAAGGACGCCUAUCCGGAGCCUCCGCGGCAGACUCCGGCUGUGAACAAACAGACUGCUUUGCCAAACCCAGCCGUGAUUGUGUCUAAGCUCUUCUAUUACUCCGUGGACUUGCCUGUCACCACAUUUCGAGAGGUUGUCGACAGCAUUCAGGCUAAAAACAAGUCAGUCUACUACCACCAGAAGUUCCGCCGCGUUCCCGACCUGACCCAGUGCCAACACGGGGACUACCUGUGCUACUACGAGGCUGAGAUGCAGUGGAGGAGAGACUACAAAGUGGACCAGGAGAUCGUGAAAGUGGUCCAGGAGCGUAUGCGGGCCUGCCAGCAGAGAGAAGGCUUCAGCUUCCAGCAGAACUGUUCUAAAGAGAGAGAGCAGUUCAAUGAGGUUACCAAGAAUUACCAGUUACGCUAUGGCGACCUGGGUGCGUAUGCCAGCGGCAGAAAAUGCCUCAUGAAGCAAAAAGAGAGGAUGAUGGCAGCGCAGAUGCAAAAUGCUUAAAUCCUCUUGUCUGUGUAAUAGUUGUAAAAUAAAGUAGCUAAAUACUUUUUUAA